This is a messenger RNA of Phalaenopsis equestris, 946 nucleotides long. Its product is annotated as peptidyl-prolyl cis-trans isomerase FKBP16-3, chloroplastic. The coding region runs from base 78 to 776 and encodes 232 amino acids. The transcript has 7 exons. The record is from RefSeq and is a predicted model, not a curated record. Gene Ontology annotation, molecular function: peptidyl-prolyl cis-trans isomerase activity. NCBI's taxonomy places the organism in Eukaryota, Viridiplantae, Streptophyta, Magnoliopsida, Asparagales, Orchidaceae.
UCUUUCUUUUCCCCUUCAGCCUUACCCUUUAUCUAAUAAAAUCUAAGACUCCAUGUUUUCUUCCCCAAAGUGCUUCCAUGUCUUCCUCCUCUCCUUCGCCCCUUCUGCUAUUCAACGGCCUCUCUCUUCUCCAUUCUCCCCUUCUCUGUAUAAAUUCCACUAAGAUUUUCUCACGUUGUUCCCACCAGCUGUACCCAACAAAGCUGCUUAAUUUUAAACUAAGAUGCGGUUUGGAGAAAUUUACUGAAGAAAAUACUCUAACUAGUCGAAGAACUGUGCUCGGAUUGAUUUCAUCUCUCUCUGCUUUUGGCAUAUUGACACACAGAACUAAUGGAGCUGGGUUGCCUGUAGAGCAAAGGCCAAGACUAUGUGAUGAGUCAUGUGAGAAGGAGCUUGAAAAUGUGCCAAUGACAACAACAGAAACGGGUUUACAGUACAAGGACAUACAAGUUGGUGUGGGUCCAACUCCACCUGUUGGUUUUCAGGUUGCAGCAAAUUAUAUUGCCAUGGUACCAAAUGGGCAAAUAUUUGACAGUUCUUUGGAGAAAGGUCAGCCCUACAUAUUCCGUGUUGGUUCUGGUCAGGUAAUAAAGGGACUUGAUGAAGGGAUUUUGAGCAUGAAAAUCGGAGGGAAAAGAAGACUAUAUAUACCAGGUCCAUUGGCUUUCCCUAAAGGACUGAGUUCAGCACCAGGAAGGCCGAGAGUGGCACCUAACAGCCCGGUUGUUUUUGAUGUGAGCUUGGAGUAUAUACCAGGUCUUGAAGUUGAAGAGUGAACUCAAAUGUUCUUUUUUUUUUUUUUAAUUACUGAUUCAUCCUAUUGUUCCAAAUUUUAAGGAGAUGUAAAAAUCGAAUUGUUACAGUUUGUUGAAUAUUGUAAUUGUCAAUUCUUUUAUUUACUUGUGUGUUUGUAUUGAAUUAUAUUAUAUUACAAUAAAUGGAAAUU